This is a messenger RNA of Thlaspi arvense, 3163 nucleotides long. The record is from the annotation of a GenBank genome assembly. Lineage: Eukaryota; Viridiplantae; Streptophyta; Magnoliopsida; Brassicales; Brassicaceae.
AUGUCUAGGAGAAUCUUUUCCUUACAAAAUAGUACUAGUAAUAUUAGUCAACUAAUAGUAAUACACUGGAUCCAAUCCAACGUCUCCAAAAGGACAUCGCGUCACGUGCCGUGUACCAAACCUAAGGGCAAAUCACCUCAGCCGCAUAUUCCUCCGGCCACCGCGAACGCCGCGAUCUCAGCCGCGCUUAAAUCCCAGCGAAUCAGGAAAAAUCGCGGAAGUUACAGUUGCGGUCGAUGUGGUCAACCUAAGAAAGGCCAUGUCUGCCAUUUGCCUCCCCUUGAUGUACCCAGCACUCCGAUUGCUUCGGAGCCGGUGAGCUACGUCUCCACCGCGGCUUCUUCUUCCCGUUCUACUGUCAUCUCCUUAUCGGCUGCGCCGUCGCGUCAGUCUUUCACUCAACUACGCCGCGCCUUAUCUUUCGAUGACGUCGAUGCGCGUAAUUCUCUCGAUGAGCCCGAUCUGGAUGCCGCAUCGACGGAUCUGGAUCUGCAUUUGGAUACGGAUAUCGUUCAGCCGGGGAGGUUUCAUGCCGUGGGUCUAUGGGAGGUGCUUAAGCGGCUGCCGCCGUCGGGUCUACUGAUGGCGGCUAGGGUUUGCAAAGGAUGGAGAGAGACCGCGAGGAAGAUGUGGAAAUCGGCUGAGGAGCUUCGGAUUAAGGUUCCGGAGCGAGCUCAGAUUGGAUACAUCGGAUCCUUAUUGCAAAAGUGUCCUCGACUUAUUAGACUGUCACUUAAAAUCGAGAGUGAUUUGGACGCGACAACUCUGGCCUGCAUUGCUUUUUCUUGCCCUAACCUGGAGGUUCUGGAGAUUUCUACUUCCGGUGCAGCUGUCAAUAGGAUUUCUGGGGAUGAGCUGAGUCGCUUUGUUUCUAAUAAACGUGGACUUACAAGCCUUAAGAUGGAAGGAUGUUCCAACUUGGGAGGAUUUUCCCUCUCUUCAUCAAGCCUCAAAACUCUCUGGCUCGCGGACCUUCAUUCUCUCUCGAAGAUGAUCAUCAACUGUCCAAAUCUUAUAGAAAUAUCACUUGAAUUUUCUCGCCAAGAAGAUGAUUCAACUGAUCUUGUAACAAUGGUUGAUGGUUUGGGAAGGACUUGUACUAGAUUGCAGAAUAUCCACAUAGCCUCUCUUAAGCUUUCCCAUACUGUUGUACUCGCUCUUACUGCUGUGGAAUUCAGGGAUUUAAGAAUGCUCUCGCUAGUUCUUGGAAUAGAUAUCACCGAUGCAUCUGUAGCUGCCAUUUCCUCAUGUUACACAAACCUUGAACUCCUUGAUCUGAGUGGUUCCAGCAUUACUGAUACUGGCCUCGGGAUGCUAUGCGAUGUCUUAGCUGAUACACUCUCAAAAUUACUUGUUGCUCUUUGUCCCAACAUUACAUCAAGUGGCAUCCAGUUUGCUACUGCUCAACUGCCUCUUCUUGAGCUGAUGGAUUGUGGCAUGACUGUGUCUGAUCCCAAUAUAGAUAAUCCGACCUUAGAAGAGAAGAGUUCGACUCCACAGAAAACAUCAGGUUUCAAUCAGAAGAUGUUUAUUAAACAUAAACGACUGAAGAAACUCAGUUUGUGGGGAUGCUCCAGUUUAGACGCUUUGUUCCUAAACUGCCCAGAGCUCAAGGACUUGAAUUUGAACUUAUGCAGCAAUUUGCAACCUGAGAGUUUGGUGAUCCAGUGUCCAAAGUUACAGCUUGUGUACGCAUCAGGAUGUCAAGACCUACUAACCGGAGCUAUCCGGAAACAGGUUUCCGAGAAUUCCGCAGCUGGUGAAAACCAUAUGUCACGGAAACGCUUGGCCGAUGCCUCGAAGAGGAUUCAGGCUCCACAUUUGUUGUACCAAGAGACAAGAGAAGAUGAUAACUAUGCGGUUAAGAGAAGGAAAGUGGAGAGAGAAACUCAAAUCACAUUUUCUUCUUACCAUCUCUAUGUUACUGUACAUCUGAUUAUGUCGUCGGAUCACAAUACUAAGCAAAGUCACCAAGUCAAAAUAGCUCCAAAAUGUUGUAAUGCGACGGCGCUUAGACACUCGUGGCUGGUAGAUUUCACCUACCAAUUUUCUUCCAUAUCCCAAACGUGGAAUCGCUGCGACUCCGUUUAUAUAAUACUCUCCUUCUUCAACGAAGCCCAUUUGCAGAAUACUGAACUUUCCCCAAUGGCAAUUGCUUUCAAAUCCGCCGUCUGCUUCCUCCAAUCCUCAAAACCCCAAAUCGGAUUCCGCCAUUCUUCUUCUUCUUCUACUGAUUCAUCGUUUUCCUUCAAGAGAUUGACGCCCAUUGCUGCUCUCUCCACCUCUUCUCCCACCCUCGGUCUCGCUGAUACUUUCACGGAGCUCAAAAAACAAGGCAAAGCUGCGGCGACAAGGUCUUUGGCGAAGGGAACCAACCUCGAUAACAUCCUUGACAUGUUAGAUAAGGUUGUUCCACAGCUAUCUUGUCCAGUUUCACUGUUCACGUAUUACAACCCGAUUCUUAAACGUGGGUUGGGGAAGUUCAUGUCCAGCAUCAGAGAUGUCGGUGUACAGGGACUUGUCGUUCCCGAUGUUCCUCUCGAGGAAACUGAGAUGCUGCGAAAAGAAGCCCUCAACAACAGCAUUGAACUGGUCCUACUCACUACACCAACCACACCAACAGAGCGAAUGAAGCGAAUUGUUGAAGCAUCAGAAGGAUUUAUUUACCUCGUGAGCUCAAUCGGAGUGACGGGUGCACGAGCAUCUGUAAGCGGAAAAGUUCAGUCGCUCUUGAAGGAUAUCAAAGAGGCAACAGACAAGCCAGUGGCUGUUGGUUUUGGAAUAUCAAAGCCUGAGCAUGUGAAACAGAUAGCUGGAUGGGGAGCUGAUGGAGUGAUCGUAGGCAGUGCAAUGGUGAGGCUUUUGGGAGAGGCUAAGUCGCCAACGGAAGGGCUUAGGGAGCUUGAGAGUCUCACCAAGUCUCUCAAAUCUGCUCUUCUUUGAAAAAGUCAACAAAAAUGAAUUUGCAAGACAGCAUCAUAGCUUCUGUUUUUGUUUUCUCUAAUUAUAAUCAUUGUGUGACAAUGAUGUUCGAAACUUUUGAUACAUUUCAAGUAUGAGCAAAAAGUUACAGUGCUACACAAUCUAGUUGGUGGGUUUCACUGUUACCUCUAUGAUUCAACUUUAAUUGAAGUUACAGUGGCUCAAGGCUACAAUCCAGUUG